GGCCCAAGUGCUUUUUGUUUUGGGAAAACACCUGAAGGUGAGCUCGGUGGGGCCGGGCCCUUUGCCUUCCGAUGAGCUAGUGACGUAUAAAAUGAGGGACGAAGCCCGGAAACCUUAUCAAGUAGAACCAUUGAUGUUCAGAUUGGUAUCGUGGUAUUAAUUCAGAUUCAGUGAGGCGUUCAAUUGAGAAUUCAUCGCCAAAAGAACCAAACGAAUACCCUCAACAUGGCGACAACUGAACAGAAGCCCAAGGUGAAGCUCUACUGGCUGGAGCAAUCGAGAGCCCAGAACAUCCUGUGGCUCCUUGAGGAGCUCAAGAUUGACUAUGAAAUCGAAGUGUUCCACAGGAAUAAGCAGACCCUCUUGGCGCCUCCCGAGCUGGCAAAGGUUCACCCUCUGGGCAAGUCGCCCGUGAUUGAGAUUUUCCCGACCGGCUCUGGCGAGUCCAUCAAGCUGGCCGAGAGUGGCUACAUGACGCAGUACCUGUGCGAGCACUUUGGCCAGAACACCAACCUCAUCCCCAAGAAGUGGAAGGACGGGCAGGAAGGCAAGAUUGGCGGCGAGACUGAGGAGUACUCGAGGUGCCAGUACCUGCUUCACUACAUUGAGGGCAGUCUGCUGCCGGUCCUCACCAUGUCUCUGGUCAUUGGAGCCCUGAAAUCCGACAAUGUGCCCUUCCUCGUCCGGCCCAUCACGUCGGUGGUGGCAAACCGGAUCUACAGCAUGGUGAUCUUCCCCAACGCCAAGAAGCACAUGGCCAUGAUUGACCAGAUGCUCGAGACGUCGCCCAACGGCGGCAAGUACAUUUGCGGCGAGCACCUCUCGGCCGCCGACAUCCUCCUCAGCUUUGCGCUCAUCGCGGCGCAGCCCCGCUUCGACGGUCUGGGGAGCUGGCCCGGCGGUUCUGCCAAGGCGGCGCACCCCCGUGUGUUUGAGUACAUUGAGAGGCUCAAGAAAGAGCCCGGCUACGAGAGAUCGGCGCAGAAGAUUCGCGAGAUUGACGGCAAGUUUGAGGCCACAAUCUCCAAGAUGUAAAACGUGACGUUUGAUGAAUUGGGUUCGGGAACUAGAGAGAUAUACC
Messenger RNA from Colletotrichum scovillei, 1081 nucleotides. Its product is annotated as glutathione S-transferase. The transcript is spliced from 3 exons. Bases 226 to 1035 code for a protein of 269 amino acids. Lineage: Eukaryota; Fungi; Ascomycota; Sordariomycetes; Glomerellales; Glomerellaceae. The record is from RefSeq and is a predicted model, not a curated record.